AAAAAAAACUGUGUGUGUGUGUGUGUGUGUGUGUGUUGCGCAGAUCUCGCGAUAGUGUUGCGGUCGCUCAGCGGCAGUCACUAGUGCAGCAGGGCUGGGGGAGACGGAGAGAGAAGGUAAGCGGGGAGGCUGCAUCAUGGCGGAUAGAGACAGUGGAAGUGAGCACGGUGGAUUCGCCACAGGCCCCGGCGCCAGCCCAGCUCACCCGGGUGCGAUGGGCGCAGCAUCGCGGCUCCAGCACGACACGGAGGAGCUCGCGUCGAAGCGGGUUGACAUCCAAAACAAACGCUUCUAUCUGGAUGUGAAGCAGAACCCCAAAGGCCGCUUUCUGAAGAUAGCAGAGGUCGGGGCCGGGGGAAACAAGAGCCGCCUGACUCUCUCCAUGUCGGUGGCCGUGGAGUUCCGCGACUAUCUGGGAGACUUCAUCGAGCACUACGCCCAGCUGGGCCCCAGCAACCCUGACGUGGUGCAGGAUGAGCCCAGGAGGGCGCUUAAGAGCGAGUUCCUGGUGCGGGAGAAUCGGAAGUACUACAUGGAUCUGAAGGAGAACCAGAGGGGGAGGUUUCUGAGGAUCCGACAGACCGUGAAUCGGGGGCCCGGAUUGGGAUCGUCGCAAGGCCAGACCAUCGCUCUUCCAGCUCAAGGACUCAUCGAGUUCCGCGACGCGUUGGCCAAACUCAUCGACGACUUUGGCGUGGACGAGGACCCCGCGGAGCUGCCGGAGGGCACCUCAUUGACAGUGGACAACAAGCGCUUCUUCUUCGACGUGGGCUCCAACAAGUACGGAGUGUUCAUGCGGGUCAGCGAAGUGAAGCCCACCUACCGCAACUCCAUCACGGUGCCCUGCAAAGUGUGGUCGAAAUUCGGCGCGACGUUCUGCAAAUACGCCGACGAGAUGAAAAAGAUCCAGGAGAGGAGCAGGGAGAGAAGGGCGCGAGAGAUGCUACCGGAGGGCCUGCACGGAGACGACGGGGACGAGGAUUAAUGGAUAUGUUGACACGCGUGCCCGACAUUGAAACGAGACAUGAAUAUCAGACGUUACUGUAAUGCGAGAUGUGAGACAGAUCGCUCUACACACAACCCUCACAAACUUUAACAGUUGCAUCUCUUCACCCAUCGCCAGAUGUUACCCACUUACCAACCAUUUAACAGUAAGACGCUGCUAUCGAUAACGUGAUGUAGUCCGGGAGUGUGUGUUUCCCUCUUUACCCAUGUGUUUGACACAUCCAAGCUAUUAUAGCACUAUUUCCAAAGGUGCAAAUUGAAAAGAGAAAACGCGAAAUUAAUAAUUAGUGCUCACUUUUGACUUCCAGCACAAAAGCUAUAUUAUAAGGUUCAAAAUGCAAGCGAACAUCUGAAGUAAAAGUACAGUGAUGAUGAGGGAGUGCUGCUGUCAAUAUGUCAACAUGCACUACGUCAUUCUGUAAAAGCGGAGGUCACCCCUUCUUGUUCGACUUGUUAAAUGCAUAUGAGGAAAAUCUAGAUAUGUUGUUUACUCGUUUGCUUUUAACUAUGUACACAAAGCAAAUUAGUUUGUUUGCACGCGUCAUGCAAUGUGUGCUUCAGCCGGGGCGCGUGUGGCAUUGCUAUAACGACCGUUUGACGUUUGUUCCUGUUAAAUACGAACCCUGUUGCACCAUGCCCGCUGACAUCUGGGCAAACAGUUUCAUUGAAGUGCUAACUUAGAUAUACAAACCAUGAUUUUGUGAAUCAGAUGUACUUAGAUCCUUAUGAAAUUACCCACGUUUUCUGUGGGAAUUUUCUUUCUUUUGUUGUUGGGACGGGAUGGGUCUAUUUGGGAGGGGGGACUCAUAAAAGGAGCUGUCCACUAACGCGGCGCGGAUGCAUGUGAGCCCGCGCGGAGCAUCCUCUACAACGUCAAAAACAACUCUGGUGCCUUAUUGUCCACACGUUUACAUGCUUUACGUGUCCGAUAUUUUUUCCCGAUCGCUGCUGGUCUUUCUUUGUUGUUUGGAGUCACAACGGCGUUGUUGCUGUGCCACUUGUGGUACUUAUUUAAAUGACUUCUUCAACAAGCCAAUCAAAGAAAGAGGCGCGAAAGGUUCUCCGUCCCUCACGUCAUCGGGAAAAGUCCGACGAUGAUUAUGUCAUAAUCGUAAACAUGGAUGUUGUCACCUAAAGGCGGUGGAGGUCUGCUCCUCGUGCUCCGCGUAAAAAAAUAACACUGAUGUAAAAAAAAAAAAAAAAAAAAUUAUUAAAAAGCUGCGCGUUAAGGCCCAAACAUACUUUCUACGCAAGUACGUGAAUGUAGACGCAUCUUGCUACGCAAGCUCGAUUUCAUGCAUCGGUGCAUUUUGAAACGUGUCAGCUCUCAGUUCAUAACCCAACGCAAGUUCGCGCUGCAUUCUCUGUGUUGCCGCAAGGGGCGCUACAGCGGAUUUUAUCUUUCAAUCAACAACUGUCAUGGCGGACUCGCGCAGCAAUUUGAGUUGAGUCUUUUCGAAAAAUAUAUACAACUUUUUGUCCCCAGUCCAUUCAUAUGAACUGUGUCUCUCCCGACUCAUCUACCACAUCCAGUUUCGUGGUCACGCCUAAAAAAAUCAAUUGCCCCCUUGUGGUCCAAAGUGUGUAACCACCAGAGCAACGCAAGAGCUUAUGUAAUGUAUGUACAACGGGACUGCGUUUGCAUACUUGCGUGAAGUAUGUUUUGGCCUUUAAGGUUGUCUCCUGCUACAGCCCAGCAUUAUGCUAAUGUGGGGCUUUAUUAGUAGACUAAUGGCUCAGGCAGUAGCCUGUAUGAUUUUUGUAUGGUGCUAAUAUUCCCAUUCGUGGGAUUUUCUUAAUUAUCAUUUGCUAAAUUAGUUUUAUUGUCAACCUCGUCACAUUGCACCUUGAGAUUUUACUUUACUCACUAAAGUUACAGCUAACAAUUCCGUAUCGUGUGCAAUAUAUUGUAGGCUGCGUGCCAAUGGCGGCAUUUUGUAUCUGUGUGGAUACUAGUCCUCUCAUAAUAUAAGCUCAUUUAUAUUAUUUCUAAGAACUAAAACUGCAUAUGAGGUUUUAAAAAAGCUGACUAACCAUUCUAGGGAGUGUCAAACUGCCUGAGUCAAAGUUGAAGGUUCAUUAUUGUAACCUAACCGUCACCGCAAAAGCGACACGGCGGGAAAUCUCUCCGGCAAUCAGGUACAUCCCUUCUGUGUGACGUAGUCAGUCAGUCACAUCAAAUUUCCGUUUCAAGCUUGGCGGUUUGAGUAUUUUAAUACUCAGUUGCUAAUCAGUUUUUUAUUAUAUCUUUUUAGCCAAUGUUUAAUGCACAGUGCUUCAGUUAUUUAGAUAUGUGCAUAAAUAUUUGAUAAAAAAAUAUUUGAAGAAUGUUGUUAGAAAAAAGUUAUAUUAAAAUAGUCUUAUCUUGACAUAAACCAGCUGACUAGUGUUACUAAGAUUUGAGGUGAAAAGUCUGUUGCUGUUUCUCAGACCCCAAAAAUGCAAAUAUUCAGUAGUUUCUGCUUGAAUACAUGGAGUUUUGCAUGAAUGAGGCCAGUCUUACACCUUUAUAUAUAGUAAAGCCACCAGCCUACAGACAGUUUGGGGUUUCUGGUCACUGAUCCCCAUGCUAAAGGCCUAUUUCAUGCUAAGCACAUGAGAACAUGAGGAAGUCAUAAAAUCUAGUGAUCAAGGCGGUCAUUAUUUCUGCAUGUUUGGUCUCUUGUUUACCACUGCACAAUAUUAAACACAUACAUUGGCACUUUGUCUUACUUGAUACGACCUUACUCUAUAACCCCUACGUUGAUCUCUAUUGGUUAGGCCUAUUCACCUUAUUCAGCCCCGCCCCUUUUCCGCAAUCCACUCUUUCACAUUUUGUCAUCUAACUUCCUGUUUGUAUUGAAGCUACUGAGUAGUCGAUUUAAAAUGGAUUGUAUGUGGGAGCACAGAAAGUAUUUUUCACUAAGAGUUGAUGGUGUAAGUCUACAGCACCCCAUUACUACGUGAAAAUUCUAGUGAGGUGUUUUUUCUGUAACUCUAAAUGUUUUUCCGACACCCGCUGAGGUAAAUUGGACCUGCAGAUCACAUUCAGACAGCUAUAACACACUGCACUUUUUCAUGAUACAAGCGUUAAAUUGUUAUAUGUGUAAUUCUGCUUAAUUUUUAGGUAUCAACUUAAUAAUUUGUGUUAAAAUGUGUAGUAGACAUGAAAUUUCAAACAGUGAGAGUUCAUAUUAUUUCACAUGCAAGUUCAUAACGUUAAAGUAAAUUACAAUUGCACUUUUUAAAAUUAAUUUGUCACCCUACAUUUUUAAGAGGCUUAAAUGUGACUAAAAUGGCUGUAAAUGAAAUAUAAAAUAGAACAUACACUUUCACAUGUAUAUGUGUGUAUAUAAAUAUAGUAGCACCCCUUCCCCUAUCCCGGUUUAACGCUCAAAAAAUCUGCUUACCUUAACUAUAACGCGAUGAUUGAAUGACAUGAGAAGAUGGCCAGAUGUGUUUUACAGAGAUAUUUUUAAUGACUUUGUGUUGUCUCCUGGAGUAUCAUGAGCACAGAUGCAUAUAAGUACGUCCACAGCUUGAAGGUAGUUUUAUGAAUGAAGUUCUCUUGUUUAAAUCUCCCCACAUCCCCUGAACACUUUAAAAUACUCAAGAUAGCUUUUGACAACUCUAUAACCCAUAAAUCCACUUCGCUAGCUAAUUUGACUUUGACAUCCACGCCAUAGAUAUCCAUCUAGAAAACGCUAAACUGGAAGUUGCGAGACAAAAUGUACAAGAUGGCUGCACACUAGUUUCUGUGGCGGAUAAGGUGAAUAUUGCAGCUCCUCAAGACUGAAUCUGAAACUGUGUACUACUCUUGUAGGGGCUAUUUUAAGUAUUUAUACACUUCUUUUCUAUUAUUAUUAUUAUUAUUUAGUUUCCUCUUGAGACCGGUAAGCAAAUCUUUUCCUAUCACUGCCCAGAUCAGAUAAAAAAACUGUUCAAUGUGUUCCACAGUAUGCGAUGACUUGUAUCAUAUAGAAUAUAAAACGUGACUAGAAAUUAAAACUGGAAAUAACAUUUAAGCCUUUUUGAUCUCGAAAAGGGUGUUUUCUAGAGCAAUACAAAUCUGAAACACUCCCUCAAGCAUUUACACAAAAAACAUUGUUUUGCUCUUCAAUAAACCCCUUAAUCAAAUACGCACAUGCCUUUUAAAAUUCAAGUUUUGUUUUAAAAGUCAAUUCUAAAGGUGCUAUUGCGUACUAAAUGUCUUUGAACUAGCUCAACUAGGACCUUAUUCAUAGUAGCGCCAUCUUUAAUUUUUGAUGGUAAUGACAACGAGGUUGUGAGGGAUAGACAAACAGUCUCUUCAAUGGGUUGUAAUGUUGUUUAAAGUGUUUUGGAUCAAUCCAUUGAAAAAAUGCAAAACAUUUUUAGUUGACAUAAAAAAUCCAGAAAACAUGAGUUGCGGAAAAUUAGAUGUGAUUUAGGAGCUUUAUACACUGCAUCCCAUUGAAGAGACUAUAAGUCUUUCACUCACAGCCUUUUUUAAAUUCAUGUCAAACAUCAAAGAUGGCGCUACUGUGAAUAAGGUCUAUUCCUAUCUAGGUGGCAGUGUUCUGCCAAGACUUUCUCAUAAUGUCUUUCUUUAUAGAAUUUGAGCUCUCCACCAGCAAAGUUACGCCUUUGCUUUCAGACCACAGAUUAGUAUUGGUUUGAUGCACAACAGGCUGUGGGAAGAAAACCUGUUGGAUGGUACUGUGACUCUGAGCUGGAUUGGCAGAGCUAUUUCAGUCAACUCCUUCAAUUAGAGGAGCUGAUUCCAAUGUCACCUGCAUUUAUGAGCAGAAAGUGCAUUUCUGAACAAAUGGGACUGCGCAAACAUAUCCGCAGUUUCCAUUUCCAGCAGAAACAACCUGGAACCAGUAAAAAAAAUAAAAAAAUAAAAAAAAUAAAAAUAAAUGACAAGCUACCAUUUUAACUUUAUCUACAUCUUAAUCUCCUAAUUACAAUAGAUUGUAUGUGCGCGUGUCUGAUAAUUAUACAUUUCCCCAUCCCUGUUAAACUAUGGCCAGUCACAGACUUUGGUUAGUUCUCAUACGUCACGAUUCUUCGGUCUCACAAGCUCAAGGCUUUGACCAGCUUAGCAUGUAACUGUGAGCAUAUGUGAGAGUUUUGCGUACUAAGCAGACUGUCCAGGAGUUGUUUGGGAUGGGGUUUCUGCAUCAAGGGUCAAUGCACAAGGAGGGUAUUCACAUAUCCCACCAACCAUCUCCUUUUUAUUCCCUAUCAAAUGUGUUGUACUUAAAAAUAUAUAUGUAUGACCUGUGAUGUGUGUGUAUAUAUGGUUUGUUACAUAUGAUGCUCCUCUUUAUUAAAAAAGAUUGCAUAUAUAUAAAAUAUAUAUAUAAAUAUGUAUUUGUUUCCUAUAUAUAUUCCUAUAUACAUUUAGGAAAUAUAUAUAGGAGAAGCAUAUUGCUGUUUUUUCCUUUGUAUUUUAUACUUACAUAAAGCAUUGAAUCAAAUGGAUAAAAUACUUGCACUUUAAAUAUAUAAAGAAAAGAAAAAAAAUCAGCAUAUUAUUUUUGAUAGGUGACCUCACAUUCAAAGAGUAUAUAAUUACUUUUCAGGCUUUGUGACAAUUGCUGUUUGGCAGAAAACGAUGAAGUUCUUCUACAUAUUGAAGUCUAUUUUGUCUGUGUUACAGAAGGUUUACUGAAGUAAAUUGCAUGAUAACUAAGUAGUGCACCAACUGUUGUUUUCUUUAGUUGGUUAAAAUGUCUGAUGAAAAAAAAAAAUACUGUGAUGAUUAUUCUCAUGUGUGUACCCAUGCUAAAUUUAAGUCAUACAUUCUAAGGUAUUCUUGUUUGCCUUCCCUAUAACAUGAAUAUGGUGCUUAAAUUGGUUUAGAAAUCCAUCGUGUUCUACUCUUCAUCAUUGCCACAUCUAUCUUCCUCCUCUGCAUCCUAUGUUCAUUCCCUUGCUGUUUGCGUGUUCUCACGACUUUAUUCAAAUUUGCGUUCUUGGUAACAAGUGUGUUUUUGUACAGGUACGUAUGUUGUUUUUUGAGUUGGAAAGCCUUUCUGUCUGAAAAUGACUAAUUGCAAUAAAUCAUUCAUUCCUCCCUGGCAA
Myxocyprinus asiaticus (Chinese sucker) is the source of this 7056-nucleotide messenger RNA. RefSeq names its product purine-rich element binding protein Ab (gene purab). Gene Ontology annotation, molecular function: RNA polymerase II transcription regulatory region sequence-specific DNA binding; purine-rich negative regulatory element binding; DNA-binding transcription factor activity, RNA polymerase II-specific. Gene Ontology annotation, biological process: regulation of transcription by RNA polymerase II. The coding region runs from base 137 to 985 and encodes 282 amino acids. Lineage: Eukaryota; Metazoa; Chordata; Actinopteri; Cypriniformes; Catostomidae. The transcript has a single exon. Gene Ontology annotation, cellular component: nucleus. The record is from RefSeq and is a predicted model, not a curated record.